Messenger RNA from Dreissena polymorpha, 733 nucleotides. RefSeq lists its product as uncharacterized. NCBI's taxonomy places the organism in Eukaryota, Metazoa, Mollusca, Bivalvia, Myida, Dreissenidae. The coding region runs from base 132 to 689 and encodes 185 amino acids. The record is from RefSeq and is a predicted model, not a curated record. The transcript is spliced from 4 exons.
UGCCAACUGUUCUGCUUUAUGCUAACGCAGGUUGAUACUGUAGUGUGCGCAUGUUAAGUUUUAUUCUUUAUUUACUUUUUUCGUCUCAAUAUGCUCUUUAGUUGUUUGCUCGUUAUGCGCCAUGUUUGAAAAUGGAUAGCGGCAGAUGUUUGAAAGUAUUUUUGUUGCUGAUGUUUACUGUGAAUUAUUUAUCCGUAUGCGAUGGUCUGAUGUGUUAUUUUUGCGAGGACAGCAGUAACAAGGACGGCAAGAACCGGUGCCAGACUUAUAUCAGGUCGAUGAAACACUACCGUAAAAAAUACAACGAAAAAGGACAGUUUCACACGGACAAGUUUGUGAAGAAUUGCACAGGGUACGCCAAUCUGCGGGAUGAUCAAGUGCAUUGCGCCAUUCUGACUUUGAAGACCGGAAGUACGGUAAGGACUUUUCUUCGGGACUGCAGUGACGGCGAAAAUUUCUAUAGUCCCGAAAUAAAUGAGCGGUUUUCAAACAUGACUUUCGAUGGCAACCAGACACAGUGCGUACGCCCAAGUACCGAUGACGAGUACUGUGUGACGCUGUGCAAUGGCGACAAUAAUGACUUCUGCAAUGGUCCGGUUUUGUCUGCCGCUAUGCGGAGUUUUUCUGCGUUUUCUGUUUAUAUCAAUAUUUUGAUAACAGGAUGGAUCCUCAAAUUCUUAACAAUUUGAUACUCAUUGAUUAAUAAAAAAACCUAUCUGUGAAUAUAGAUUCU